AUGGCUAAGGCUGUAGAACUCGUUGCCUCUGCCCUCUGCCUCUUGGCCCUGUCUGGAUUGGUCCACGGCAACGACAAAAACAAAGACAGCAAGUUCACCGUCGAAGGCAAGGUUUUCUGCGACCCAUGCCGUGUACAGUUCAUUACCAAGUUGAGUCAAUUCCUCGAAGGUGCAGAAGUGGUCCUGGAAUGCAGAAAUGUGGAGACCGGAAAUGUGACAUACUCCGUUAACGGAAAAUCUGGCAAAGAUGGGAACUACACUCUAAAGGCAGAAGGAGAUCACGGUGACGAGGUUUGUGAGGUGGCAGUGGUGUCAAGUCCCCAACCUGACACAUGCGGUGAAGCCAUGGAUGAAAUAGCCCCGGUCACCCUCACCGAUAUUGAAUCAAACUCCGAUAUUCGCUACGCCAACUACAUCGGCUUCAUGAAGAAGGACCCCGAUGCCGAGUGCACCCAAGUGCUCGAGGAGUUGGGUAUCUACCCUGAUGAUCCUGAUGAGGAUUAUGCCGAAGAUGAUGGAUCUGCUCCAGAAGAACCUGCAGCACCUGCCAAUUAAAUUAAAUAAGCUAGCC
Cornus florida is the source of this 571-nucleotide messenger RNA. RefSeq names its product olee1-like protein. The coding region runs from base 1 to 555 and encodes 184 amino acids. The record is from RefSeq and is a predicted model, not a curated record. Lineage: Eukaryota; Viridiplantae; Streptophyta; Magnoliopsida; Cornales; Cornaceae. The transcript is spliced from 2 exons.